AUGCAAACAACUACACCGAUCCUGGCUGCUCUUGCUGCGACCACUGCUCUGGCGCAGACAGCAGCUGGUGUUUGGCCACAAACCAAGACCAAUCUAGGGGUCUCAUUUGGAGAUAACAUCAUAACUCCAGGGGUCUGGAUAAAAUCCAAACGUAUGCUAAUUUCGUCCAAAAUAGAUACUACAUACCCGACCGUGUAUCCCGGCUACUCUACAAGCUCCUACCCGGGAACAUAUAUGCUCAUGAUGGUGGAUUACGAUGUUGCUGAUUCGGCCUUCGCCACGUUGGACCAAUACUCAAGCCUUAUACCUGGCCGAUUGGUCAACACAACAGCUCGUCUGCACUGGUGGGGAUGGAACUACACACUGCAGGACGGGAAAUUCAUCAACUCUAGCAAUGCUCUGGCGUCGUAUCACCCUGCGCAGCCUGCAACAAGCAGAGUACACGACUUUACCUUAUUCCUGUUUUAUCAGCCACAGGACUAUGCUCCACCGCAGGAUGUCCUGGAUGGCCUGUUAGAGGAGCAUGAUCCAAGGCAUAACUUCACGUUGGCUCCUAUUGUUGAAGCUGUCGGUAAUCCACUGGCUGCAACGUAUUUUUGGAGUUCGACGCCUGGUGUGCCGGAUAACAGCUCAGCGACGUACUCGUACUCCUACGGGAAGAUUUAA
Molecule: messenger RNA, 666 nt
Organism: Aspergillus costaricaensis CBS 115574
Lineage: Eukaryota; Fungi; Ascomycota; Eurotiomycetes; Eurotiales; Aspergillaceae
Exons: 2
Coding region: 1-666 (221 amino acids)
Source: RefSeq, a predicted model, not a curated record